Molecule: messenger RNA, 1862 nt
Organism: Triticum dicoccoides
Lineage: Eukaryota; Viridiplantae; Streptophyta; Magnoliopsida; Poales; Poaceae
Exons: 10
Coding region: 91-963 (290 amino acids)
Source: RefSeq, a predicted model, not a curated record
UACCGCCUUAAAAACAUAGACCAAACGACGGCGUCUUCACGGGCGAUUGGAUCUGAGCUCUCGUCUCGGUUCAUCUGUGCUGCCGGCGUCAUGACGGCGUCAACAGAGCGAACCACGUCAGGUGCACGGCGUCAGGGCACAAUGAUGAAUUUUACGGAGCAUCCUCCUGUAAAGAAAGGCUCUGUUCUCUUAACAAGGAUGGAAAGUAUAACGGCAUACAAAAACCAACGUGGACAACCCAAAUCUGAAGCUGGUGGACAGAAGAAGAAAGGGAGAGGUGUUCUAAAAGGUUUUAAAGCAUCUAAGAAGCGUUUUGCCAAUGGAUCUGCAAAGCUAAAUAUUACAUUCUCUGAAAAAUUGGGUGGUACAGUAGGAAUGAACUAUCGUUCGUUCAAGGAUGACGUGGUUGUCAUAAUCAAAAGAAAGUUACCACUCAUUGGAGUGAGGACGUGGUCGGACAUUCACCCUACCAUUCAUCGACUCAUUGUUGCAGAUAUAAUAGACAGAUGGGACCUGGAAGGUACACCAGAAACAGAAGAAAAAGUUCUCAAAAUUGCGAAAGAGAGAUAUAGAGGCUGGCGAUCAACUCUAAGCUCCACUUACAAGGCAUACAAAACAGAUGCAGCUAGAUUGGCUAAUCUUCCUGAAGAUUUACAACCAGAAGAGUGGGAAUGGAUGAUUGAGUACUUUGGCACUGAUUCAAAAUUUCAGGAACGCAGCCAAAAGAACGCCGAUAACCGUAAGAAACAGAAGACAAAACAUAUAAUCGGAUCAAAAUCUUACUCGCAAGUUAGUUUUGAGAAGAGAAACUUAGAAACUAGAGAAGAGCCAGAUUGUAUUGCUCUAUGGGAACUCACCCACACAAACAAUGGAACAUGGUCUAACACAGAUUCCCAGAAAGUUUACGACCAAGCACUUGAAGAGGUUAAAAACAAAGAAGCUGAAACUGAAGGUCCACUUUGAAGUGAGCAGAAAAACAAUGUUUUCCAGACCGCUUACAAAGACACUCUGGAAUGCAACUCAUCGCAGCCUCGUGGGUACGGAUACAUGGCCAAAACUUCAACUGGUUCUGAAAAGUUUCGUAUCCAGAUUGAAGAGCAAGCUUGUGCUACAGCAGCCACCCAGGAGCGAAACUCUCAGCUCAGCCAGCAGGUCAAUGACUUAGAAGAUCAACUACAAGCUGAACGUGCUAACACACAAGAGAGGAUUAACUUGGAGCGUGCUGAGAGAGAACAACUUGAGGAGAGGUUAAAAGAAGAGCGUGCUGAAAGGGAAAGAUUGUUGCAAGAGGAGCGAACAUCAAGACUGGAAUUUGAAAAAAACAUGAUGGCAAAGUUUGUAGAAUUGAGCAAACAGAUAGAAACCCAACAGGUGAUGGUGAUUACAGUCAUAUGCUUCUGACCUUGUAAGAUUUAUGUUGCUUACUUGCAUUGCUAAAAGUUGCUAAAAGUGGACUUCUAUUUACAUGUUCAUACGAAGAGGAUUGACAAAGAAAAUAGUAAUCCAAACUUGCAAAAUAUUCUUUCACAGACAUCUAGUCCUAAUAAGACUCCAGGUUCAAGGCCGACUGCUAUUUCUUCAAAUGCGCUCAUACAAGCUGCAGCAAGGCAAUCUCAGAUGUAUAAAGCAAUGGAUCCAAAGAACUAGCUGGACUGGACUCUAGAUCACAGGCAGUUUAGUCUUCGAAGUUAAUUAGGAUGGCUAAAUUACAUUUGAGUUUUAUUUGAUGGAUAUUUUCUAUCAGAAGUAUGAAUUGUAUGAAUCUACAUAUUAUAUGUAUGGUUUUGAAUAUUGUAAUUAAAACCCUGUAAUUUUUUUUACGAUUGCAAUAGACUAUUACCACAACCCAUUUUUGGUUGCCA